AUAAAUACAUAUAGAUCACAGAAUGGUUCCAAAUAAACAAUCAGACGCCGACGAGCCCGUGCGUGAGAACAACCGAGAGAAGAUGAUGAGUCAAGACGAUCCUGGGACGCACAAGACCCCCAGAUGGUUUCCGGGUGCGUUCGCGCCUUUUCCGCGCUCCACCUGGAUCCACCCCCACGUGCCCAACGACAACUUUGACCGUGUGUGCGGACACAUCUGGAGGAGAGCGAGGGAGGCCGGGGAGGAGCCGGAGCCGGGUCCGGUCCGAGGUGCACCUGAGAGACAGCAGGAUGAACGUCACACCGCUCCAGAGAGCAGGACCACCAGGGCCAAGGAGCAGCAGAAAGAGGCCGAUGAUUCCGGUCUGAGCUCAAAGUGUAAGGAGGACGAGCAGCAAUUCCACACUGACUCCGUCCUUCCGUGCCCUUAUCUCUCGGGCCGCAGACAUCCCCAUGUUUCCAAGCCUGCACGGGUACUGAGCCCUGUGAUGGAAGAGGAGAUGAAACGGAAUGAGGGGGUGGCAAAGGGGAGAAACAUUUUGUGGAGAGAUGUAGAGGAUAAACUGAGGAUUGUGGCCACCAAAUCCAACAGCACAAAUGCAGAACAAAGUUCUGCGUCUGAACCUCGACCUCUGGUGCAAAAUCCUGUGUGCUGUGCCCCUGAGGACCACAGCACAUUCAUGCAGACGACUGAAGAUCCACUACUUCUUUCCAAACUACCUGAGGACGCAUGUGAAAGUGAGAUUGAGAAGAGUCUAAGAAGCGGCUCUGACAGCAGUUCUAGCGACUAUGACAAUGUUGUAACUCUGCCCAGGCUGCGAAAUUGCGCAACUGAUAGCAGUGAUGAUGACUCACUGAGUGACGAUGAUGACUGGGAGGAAGAGGUAAACGAAACUCCGUAUUCCGAUGAAUUAAGCUCUGACAGCAAGCAGGAUUCCCCAUGUUCUAGCCCGGAGAAUGCCUCUCCUCCGUUAUCUACCAUCAAGGUUGGCAUUAUACCAUGUCCCACGGAGCCUCCAGCCUCAGGGAAGAUGCAUGGCCAGUGGGAGAUUCCCCUUUCAUUCCACCCACAUGACAUCCCCACUGACACUUUGGCAAGCUGUGCGACCGCCCAAGCGCAGGCUCCUGUCCAAGACAAGGCAGAACCAACUCGGGCAAACUCAAAAACCAGCGUACCACCAGCAGGCCAAAUGCAGCACAUAUCCUUUGACCUACUGGCAGACUUCCCCGCUCUCAAGCCCCCAGAGAAACCUUUAGCAUUGGGUGUAGUGCGUGGAAGGAUUCCCGAGGCCUAUGGUGCAGAGGGGAAAAGAGGACAUACUCUCUCACCAAACCACCGCCAGGAGAGUGGGGCUUCCCAUCAGAGGAGGAUGGAAAAUGUGCCCCACGAGGUCUCUUCCAUCUGUGCAGUAGAUCAGAAAUCUGUGCUGGACCUUCAAAAAUUUGGCUCGACCGCCCAACUCAAGUCUCCAACCAUCAGCCGUGGGGAAGCGAAGGCCAACAAUCCGCCGCUUCCUGGAGUUGCAGGUACAGAUGGCGGAGGUGUUAAUGCCAGGACCUGGGCAAGCGCUGCCAAGGCGGGCAUGAAGCAAGCAGCUGCCCCUCAGGAGAAAGCCAGACCUUGUACCUUUCAGCAGACAGUUGCCAUUAACACAGCUAAAGCCGGGGUCUGUUCUGCUCGACACUCCCCCAACGAAGUGACUCCCAGCCAUCAGACAGCCACCCUGAUGGCAGCUACUAUGUGUCAGGGCCCUCGACCUCACCACCCAAAACGCAUUUUGGAGCCCGAGCAAGUCGAGCCACCGGCCCUCCGGGAUUCAGAUGUCCCCGUUAUCCUCCCCAACAGUGAGCUUCUGGGAUCAAGGCUGACGACAGCGGGAGCUGAUAACCGGAACCCCACAACAAACGUUGAGGGUGACUAUCGGUGUCGCAACCCGAUCUGUGUCAGACACAAGGCGGGGUGAGAGACACAAACACGCAGACAGCGGCGCACAAUGAUGCGAGCACACGGAGUGACGCAUACACGCACAGCGACGUGAGUGAGCACACACACACACACACAGAUUCAUCAGAUGAAAUUAUUCUGACUCUCUCCUGCCCAUACCCACACACCCACCAGCCCCUCACAGGCAUGUACACGAAGCUAAGCACUCCUACGAGCACGUGUGCCCGAGUACAUGCAGCACCUUCACUACAGUGGAAGAUGCAAACAGCGAGGACAAUCAAUCAGUAACGUAGCAAAUUGUGACUGCUCCCAGAUUUCUUUCCUUUGCCCCCUAGUGUCUUAAAUAUUUAGACUGUUUGACAUCAAAUGCAUACAUGAAUGUUAAUGAGGCAGAUCUCAGUCUGCCCAUACACACGCACGUGCACACACACACAGAAAAGACUGGGCUUGAAAAGCAGCAGGAUGCAGUCAGAAGCAACUCAUUUCAGAAACCAAAGACGGGAGCAGAGCCCUUUGUAGUUUAGAGCUUGGUUAUUGUACAGUCGAGCUCCAUUUUUUGGAGAGAGGCUGAAGAUUGCUUGUGGAUACAGCGCAGGCCGAGAAAGAUUGUCUGAUUGUUACUUCAGGAAAAUUGUCUCUGUAGUCUUUGACACGCAGAGGGGAAAAAGGCAGUUUGAAGCAUCCUUUUCAUGGUGGUGUCAUAUUCCCCUUGAAAGUGAAACCAGUAAUAAGGCAGCCUCAACACGGCGCUCUGAAGCGCCUGUCUAUCAAGGGCUCAUACGAGAUGAGGCCACGCAGUCAGUUCCUUUACACCUCGGAAUGAAACAUCUGCUUAUUGCCCAGGAGUCAGGUCUUGAGCCUUUAAAACAAACACUGUCCUGCCCUUCAUCCUUAUCUGCUAAUGCUGCUGAGGUUUAUUCCUUGUAGCAUUUUGCUCAUGCCAAGAAUCACAAAUUAGAUAAUUUAAAAAUGGCAAAAUACCCCCACAUAUUCUGACCUCCUUCCCUCCAAAGGCUAGACUUCCAGACCUUGGACGCAUUUCCAACAAAACAGCUAUGAUAAAUGAGCAAAUACAAAUGAGGCUAAACUGGGAAAUAACAAAUGUAAAUGCUGGCACUCAGGAGGGCUGAGAUAAGGCGCCGAAGAAUCUGCCUCUGAAUGAUAUUUAGGGAGGUGGCUCAAAGCCAACCGUUUUUGUGUUGUGUUUAAGUUUCUGCUGGAAAAUCAAUUUGCUAUUUGCCAAAGCCUUUUUGCACUGAGUACUUUCUAUGUUUCUGUGGAGCUCUUGUCAUUAUUAAAUGUGGCUGCUAUUACCAGUGAAAUAUUUUAAUCUCUCAAAUAAUUUAGGUAGAAUAUACGCAUUCUGCUGAUGCCACCGAUGCCUUUCACGAGGCAGUGUGAAUGGAUGUGGGAUGUGCUGCUUUUUCCUGGAGUCGACUCUGUCUGAAUGUAGCCUUUUGUAUCUGAAAUCACGUAUUCUAUCUCAAGUGUGUUUGUAUAGAGCCUCUAACUGCAUGCAUUCACAGAGUGACACACCGUGUAAUCAAACCUGUAGAAAAUAGCAGCUGCAAAAGUAAAGGUUUUAUGAAGUCAAAUGAAAAAUACCACCUUGCCAGUGCUAUCGAAGGUGACUAGGAUUCUUCAGACAACUCCAGGAGCUCCAGACAGUCAUCUCUUUAAUCGGCCUCUGUGGAGGAGUCACCCUUGUAAAACACUGAGUAGUGCACUCAAGGAAACUGGUCCCUUUAAAAGAGACAUGCCCGGGAUCAACAUGCUACAUGAAAUUACACUCCCCCCUGCACACCGCCCUGAUAAACUUGUUUGUUUGAGCCUGGAGCAUUUCAUUGUUUGUGCGACAGAGUUAAGCACCGAGCUGAGUAUACAAGUCCACAACAAACACUGGAGCCUGCGCCCUGCAAAUCCAGCCUCCUGCUUUGGAUGCAAUAAUUCUUUUAAAAUUCCUGUCCAAAAGAUUUGUGUGCAAACAUUAACAUCACGCUGGAGGCAAUGCGGCUUUAAUGCCUGAACACCAUGUGUGGCUUCCUUGUUUUGUGUUUGUGUCAGGAUGCCUGAGAAGUUUGUGCAACAUGCCGAUAUCUCUUUGCACUAAUGUCACAACUUAUACAGUUGAUUAAAUUGUACUUGCUAUUGGUAAAGUUGAGAUCAAGCAGCACGAGUAGGUUUGAAUAAACUUGGACCUCAGCCCUCUGAUCCCUGACAUUCAGCACUCUGUAGGAGGAUGUGCACCAAGCCAGUUAUUACUUAUUACUACAAGUCAGAGAAAUUGUCAGAGUGGAAAAAAUGCUUGCAAAUGCAAAUGUGGCCUCCGAAGGAUGCAGAACCUGAAUUGAGACACAGCAUCUGUCUGACUUUAAUUUGUGAAAUUGGUGGAGUUACCCUUUAAUGAAUUAAGACCCAUUUAGCUGCAGUUGUAGGCAGACGUAACUCUGGAGCACAAACCUACUGUCAAACAGUCACCGUCCCCUUCAUGCCAGCAAACGUUAUUCUGCACCACAAAUAAGCAAAAAAACGAUAUGGAGACCUGAAGAAAAUUAAUGUAUUUGACUCAUAUCACUUCACUGAAAAGCAUAAAUCUAUACUGUAGAAAUAACUCACACCGAGGGUUGUGGUGAAUGCAGGAAAACGGUUUGACACACUCUGCAUUUCUGUUUUGUUAUAAUGACAUUUCAGCCCUCGGGCCUUCCUUAAAGGGUUACUCCACCAACGUUACAUAUCAUGUGUUUACAUGUCUUGGGGAGCACUACUACUGAAAACUCUUCAGUGGCUUCAGAGGAAGCUGCGUGUAACCUGAUAAAUAUGUCCACAAACCACCAAUUAAAUCACUUCAGUUUUCAAUUUUUGAAUAUAAUGGUAUGACCCAAAAUGUUAAAAAUAUAUUCACUUUGAAUAGAUUUCCAACAGAGCAAAAGAGGCACUCGUUACAAUAUGAUCAUUUAAGAGCUUCUUGAGUUAUGAUGCUUUUUGGGAACAUACACUUCAGGAAUAUCACAGGGUGUACUUUACAAUAGUUUCAGCCUUAACAUGCUUAUUAAAACUGGUAUUAAAAUGACAUCAAAGGCCCUGACAUCAAUCAGGGCGGUAGCGACUGUAUAUUAACAUGUUCAGUCAAAUUGAAGUCAAACUCAUAAAUAUGUUCAUAUAAAUGCGUAUAAAACAUCGGACAUUGGCUGCUCUUGAAUCUCCCUCUUUGUGUUUUUCAG
Acanthopagrus latus (yellowfin seabream) is the source of this 5165-nucleotide messenger RNA. RefSeq lists its product as uncharacterized. Bases 23 to 1963 code for a protein of 646 amino acids. The record is from RefSeq and is a predicted model, not a curated record. The transcript is spliced from 8 exons. NCBI's taxonomy places the organism in Eukaryota, Metazoa, Chordata, Actinopteri, Spariformes, Sparidae.